UGCCUUUCUUCCAGUCUCAAAUUUUAAACAUUAAAAGUAAUUAACAAAUACUGCUGUUGUGACCUCUUGGGGGGAUUGAAAUCGUUCUGCUGUUUUAAUGGUUUAAACCAAAAAGCUUAACAAAAUGUCGACAAUUCAAGAAGGUCAGAUUUUUGCCCAUAAAGAAGUGGUAUAUGCAAUAGCCAUAUUGUAAAUUUCAAUCUUGGGUUUGGUUUUUUUUUACCAAUAAAAAAUUAUACAGGCCUCCGGAUAGGUUAGGCGAACAAUAUAAUAGGUAUAUAUAUUUUUUAAUGCGACUCCUGUGUAGAUUAAAAAAAUACUACCACUUUGCGCUGACGUGCAACGCAUCACACACACACACACACAUGUUAUCGCUGUCUCAUUAGCGACCACGUGAAGAUAAGCUACAACACCGUGUAUUAUGGGUAUUUACGUAGACAGGCAGGUAUAGCUAUAUAGGUAUAAUAUUAUCAUGUUUAUAUGCGUUUUGAGUGAUGUAUGUAUGUAUGUGUGUGGUUCUCUAUUAUCUGUAUAGCUGCUGUGCCAGACGAUGAUGGAAAACUUUUAGUUGAUAAUUUUUUUCUUUCUAUCUCUCUCUCUCUCUCUGUGUUUGUGUGUGAUGUGUGAUCAAAGGCCAGUAAAUUGUGUUCAAACGCAUCCGGACACCAGACCAGUGCAGACAUGAGAGCCCAACACGACCGGAACAAGCUCAAACCCAAAUCGUACGAGUACGUCACGCUCAACAGGUUUCACCUACCGGACGACCAUGAAUUCAUCGACGACCUGUUGAACUUGGAAAAAGACAACAACAAUAUACCGUUCAGUUUGUUGACCGACAUAUGCGUGCCGGUAUCGUUGCUGCUUAUAAUAGUACUUUUGGGAUACGAAAUGGAUUCCAUGGGAACCGACGCAGACAGCACUCUAGUGUUAGUGUAUGGAAUUGUACUCAUCGUGGCCACGGGUGGAGCUUGUGGCUAUGUCGCCUUAAGGAUGUCAGCCACGCAACCGUACAGACCAAUGUCGAUUUUGCCAGCAGAGGUAAAACUAUUAUCGCCGCAAAAAUCAAGAUCUCAGAGAUACUACUAUCAGAGUAUACCGGAAGUGCACAAAGUCGGUAAAAAACGAACCAUUACGUUUAUGGUUUAGGCCAAAAACAAAAAAAACAAAACGCUGCUUUGUUUGUGUAAUAUACAUUUUAUGUAAAUAGUAUGAGAUAUGUGUGCAGAACUAAUAUAUUGUGAUUAAUAAUUAUUGUAAAUACUUUAUGUACACCGCGUGAGUGUGUGUGUGGUGUUGUUGGAGUAAUAGUUUUAUUUUUUUAAACGGAAGUUCGUAAUACUUGUAAACGUAUCAGUAUUAAUGUAUGGUACCUAAUACUUAUGUUUAUGUAACUUUCUUGUAGUAACCUAUUGAACAUAAUACUAUAUUGUAACUUAUUGUUAUGAGACGACAAUCUAAUCGCAUUACUUUUUUAAUGUUUAACUUAAUUUAAAUUAUACGAAAUUAUAUAUAUAUAAAUAAAUAUAACAUGAUAUUAUUUUUGUAAACAUAA
Adelges cooleyi (spruce gall adelgid) is the source of this 1552-nucleotide messenger RNA. RefSeq lists its product as uncharacterized. Lineage: Eukaryota; Metazoa; Arthropoda; Insecta; Hemiptera; Adelgidae. The transcript has 3 exons. The coding region runs from base 682 to 1146 and encodes 154 amino acids. The record is from RefSeq and is a predicted model, not a curated record.